Vollenhovia emeryi is the source of this 1948-nucleotide messenger RNA. RefSeq lists its product as uncharacterized. The record is from RefSeq and is a predicted model, not a curated record. The transcript is spliced from 8 exons. Lineage: Eukaryota; Metazoa; Arthropoda; Insecta; Hymenoptera; Formicidae. Bases 162 to 1658 code for a protein of 498 amino acids.
CCUACUUAGCGGUGUAUCUCGUGUAUCGUAUUCGCUCGAUGUGCUCGGGGGAAUUUACGGGGCGAAAUUAAAGUCGUCUAAUGAAAAGGGUCACGGGUCCUCGUAGAUAAGGAAACGCGCUUCAGCGUGCCGUGAUUAAAGAUAUUUAAAAAGGUAUUAACAUGCGUGAGCGAGUGGCGACGUUUUUAUCGAUUGCAUUACUUAUGCAUGUGUGCCUCGAGGAAGAGUAUUCUUUGGCUGUACACAUAUAUCGUUACGGAGUGUAUAAGGUUUUGGCAGUGUUGCUUCUAUCUGUGAUUCCAUGGCCGGGCCCCAGUGUCUUUAAGAUAUCAUGCCCCCGCGAUCGAGCGUCUGUAGUGAGGAGGAUAGUUCACAAGAGAUGGAUGCCAAUACUGAAGAAAUAUCAGGUAGAAUUACCGUUGGAAUGCCCGUUCCACGAGAGUCGGGAUAUUUUUCGGCCGCAACAAAAGGCGAAGCAUCAGCACAGGCCGUCCCAAUGGACCUGCGGCCUUUGCGGCAAGUCCUUCUACGCCGAGAAACAUCUGGACGCCCACUUCGAUAACAGACACAAAAGCAAUGUUAAUACGGCAGAAGACGCGGUAUGCCUAGCGGACUACUGCGACAUUAUGCGCUGCGAGGUGCUGGGCAACCGCGACUUCGAGAACUCGGUGGACGACGACGGUGGUCACCUGAACACCGACAUCCAGGUGUGGCGCGAAAAUACCGAGCAGCAGAAGCAGCAGCAACAACGGCGCAGCACUUCUGUCGUGCCGUGCGGGUCGCGUGGUCUCGCCAGGAUGUAUCCCGCAGAUAAGUCCUGCACUAUCACCGGUGGUGGAGCGGUGACGAAUCUGCAGCGUUACUGCCGUCGCGACGACCACCACGACGACGGUGACAUGCACAAUCACAGACUGGCGAGAUCGUCCUAUCACAACGAGAUCGCCGAAACGGACAGUAGGAAUAUUGACUGCGAGGAGGAAGAGGAGGAGGAGGAGGAGGACGAGGAGGAGAUGGAAGAUGAGGAGAAUCUGGUGGAAGCGGCGCUGCCCGCCGUCGACAAGAAACGGAGACGGCGGGGGCUGCAUUUGAGGAAGCUAAAGUCCAACUGCAAGCCGGAAGAGCUGCAGAAGCUGAAGACCCAAUGCGAAAUACUCGUGCGUGAUUGCAUCGCCGGACUGCUCGCUAAUCUCUCCUUACGGGAUUUCCAAGAAAUCGAAGGGGAGCUAAAUCGAGCGAUCUGCUGGUAUCUCAGCUGCGACAGAUACUGGGAGGACACGAAAAGACCGCAGCGUCACACGCCCUGGUACCUGCUGACUGUCUUCAUGCUGCUCCUAUUUUCGUCGAUUUACGCGUGUUACUACGUAAUCUGGGUUUGCUUCAACACCGCGGACGAAGAUAGACUGGACGGUACCGGCAGCGUGGAUUACAACGGAAGCACGGAUCGCUCGAGUACUUCUCCGUUGCAUGACCCGAAUAUUCAUAACGAGGGCAGGCUGGACAGACGGAAGGGCGACCACGGGGACGAGAACCUGCCCUUAUCGAGCGAGGACAUGCCCGAUCACUACAUCUACGUCUCAUACCCGCCCGAGCUGAAGCGGCGACUUCUCGAGAGUGAUCCUCCUGCUUACAGCUGCUACAACAGGACCACUCGUCUUUAAACCGACGGAGUCGAGCUAGGAAGGAAGUACUUACGCGACGAAAUUAAAAUCUUAUCCGGGAUCUGCACACGGGAAGGUACUCGAGGCUCAACUCCUCACUCUCAUUUUUCUCGUUAUUCUCGUGUUUUGUAUACCGAAUGUGAAUAAAUUGCAUCGUGGACACGACAGCAACUGUUCGUUCCAUUUCUCUGUACUUUUUUAUCAUGUAAGAACUUUGCGCUGCACUGUCAUGUGACGUUUAAGAGGUGAAGCGCAGGGAUAUACGUGUUCAAUAUAUACGAUUACGAUAA